AUGAUCGGUCCACUCUGUACCCAUCCCCAUCUUCAACUGGAACCAUCUGAGCAUGCAAAGGAAGCGAGUUACAUCCGCGCCGAUGCCAACCGCCGUGCCGCUGCAGAAACCGCAUCUGGACGUGUCCCAGGUGCAAAGAAAAAGCAUGGGUCGAAAUCGGACUCGGAAUGUCAUACAAUAGCAGAUUCCACGGCAUAUCCGGCCCCCCUCGUGCUACCAGACGACGAUCUCGCCUUGGAUCCCAGGUACCCGCCGCAAAGUUUCCGCUCAUGGAUCAUGGAGAAGGAGCGGAACAAGGUGACACAGGAUCAGAAGACGUUGUAUGUCGCCGCGGCGCCAGCGGUGUCGCCGGAGCUCACAGCAGAAAUGGAAAGGUGGGCGAAGGCUAAACCGCCUCAGGCGUCUCGGAAGGGCAAGAAUACAAUGCCGGUCAAGCAACCGGAGUUCAAAGACGUGGUCGAAUAUCUUAGUGCUUUCUAUCAUGGGAUGCAGGUCAAGGAGUUUCCGGAGUCUCUUAAGUUCACGGAAUGGGAAAAGGGGUCGACUCGAUCAAUCGGCCUCCAGACAGGGGACUCGGCUGUGCAGAUCCGAAUAAGACCCUCUCGGGAUGGCGUCUUCCAACGACAAUUGAAUUUAAACGAUAUCCUAGACGCAGCGAUAGAAAUGCUGCCGAGCGAUGCGUACGCGAUCAUCCUCCUUGUAGAACACGAUAUGUACGAGGAUGAAGAUGACGACUUUUGCUGUGGACGAGCGUAUGGCGGUAGCCGUGUGGCUGUGGUCUCCUCUGCGCGAUACCAUCCAGCGCUAGACCUCAUGGAAGGCAUUGACCACGCUCAUAUGUGGCCGGCUUCGCACUGUAAGGCGUAUGUCGACAGUUGCUGCGAGUCAUCCGACAUUCUGCCACUGCCACCGCCUGGAGAGCUUAGAGCUACGAGUGGUGGAAAGGGGCGGCUUCAGGCAGCAGUUGAAGCAGCCAGCACCUUGAAGCAGCCUCGAAAUGAAGAAGACUUCCACGGACUCUGGCUCACUCGACUCGUCCGUACGACAUCCCACGAACUCGGGCACUGUUUAGGCCUCGACCACUGCGUUUACUACGCAUGUGCGAUGCAGGGAACGGCUGGGAUGGCGGAAGACGGUCGGCAGCCACCAUAUCUGUCAACAGCUCAACAGUAG
This is a messenger RNA of Eremomyces bilateralis CBS 781.70, 1173 nucleotides long. RefSeq lists its product as uncharacterized. The record is from RefSeq and is a predicted model, not a curated record. Gene Ontology annotation, molecular function: metallopeptidase activity. NCBI's taxonomy places the organism in Eukaryota, Fungi, Ascomycota, Dothideomycetes, Eremomycetales, Eremomycetaceae. Bases 1 to 1173 code for a protein of 390 amino acids. The transcript has 2 exons. Gene Ontology annotation, biological process: proteolysis.